GGUAAUGUCGGCACAUGUCAAAUCAUCUCUAAUCUUUCGUCCGAUAUCUCCAGAUCUGUCUAAUCCAACCUGCAUUUUCUAUUUUCCACCAGCCUUGGCUCCGUGUAAGGUGUAAGCCUCCAUCAGCCUCACAGGGCUGGGGUUUGCAGAAACCUAAUUAUGUUUCUGAAUGUCAGAUUUCCUCAUACUCAAUUGCCCUAAGCUCAUGGGCUAGAGUAUAUCAUCCCUUCAGAUUGCCGCGAUGGCAGCUAACUAUUGGGAAUCGACCCAGAGACGCUUCUGGCAGUUCUCGAAAGAUGAACUUGCUCAGAUGCGCGACGAGCUAGAGAAGAGCGACCAGAACCUGGUGCAGAUGUUUCCUCUACCGCGGAGGACUCACCUCAACAUCUACUUUAACCAACAGAUCGGUCGCCUAAGCAAGAGGCUCAAUGUCAAACAGCAGGCUGUUGCCACUGCGCAAUUAUACAUCAAACGAUUCUAUUCCAAAGUCGAAAUACGUCGCACAAACCCAUAUCUCGUUCUUACCACUGCGUUAUAUUUGGCUUGCAAGAUGGAGGAAUGUCCGCAACAUAUUAGGAUGUUUGUUACGGAAGCGCGUUCUCUUUGGCCGGACCUACUUCAUCUCGAAGUUUCCCGCAUCGGCGAAUGCGAAUUCUUCCUCAUUUCCGAAAUGAACUCCCAGUUGAUAGUUCACCAACCCUACCGAACCCUAACAAGUCUCCAGUCCGAUUUCAACCUCAACCAAGACGAGUUCAACCUAGCUCUAUCAGUCAUCAAUGAUCACUACAUGACAGAUCUACCGCUUCUAUACCCUCCCCACGUUAUUGCGCUUACAGCGAUUCUUCUUUGCUUAGUCCUUCGCCCGAAUACAAUGACAGGCGGGAAUGCAGCGGCGAAUAUAGCUACAUUAACAUCAACACUGACACAGGCUCAACAGACUCGACCCGGUGCCGGUGGCAGCGGCCAGAACACUCCAGGCGUCAGCGAGAGAGACAAACAACAAGAAGCGCGGGUAACCAAGGUACAGCGCUUCGCGGCCUUCCUUGCUGAAAGCAAUGUCGAUAUCGAGGGCAUGAUAGAUUGUACACAAGAGCUGAUUUCGUUCUACGAAUGCCAUGAGCAAUACAACGACAAGAUUUCGCGCGAACAAGUCAAUAGGUUUAUCAAGGCAAGAGGAUUGGACAAACACUAAAGACGUUACUAUAUCCUAUAUUUCUCUCAUGAGGAACAUAGCAACUAGAGUAAUCAAGAUAAUAUUGCACACAAGUCUCAAUAGUCGAUACCAUAUUCUCACAACUAUGGGCUUUUGAGAGCUACGAAUUAGCAUGGCGUAAAGACGCUUCAUACUAUAUCAUCAAACCCCUUGAAACAUCUGAAUACCUACCUAGGUACUUAAGUCCUCAAUUAUACAUACAUUCC
Annulohypoxylon maeteangense is the source of this 1419-nucleotide messenger RNA. RefSeq names its product cyclin-C. Gene Ontology annotation, molecular function: cyclin-dependent protein serine/threonine kinase regulator activity. The record is from RefSeq and is a predicted model, not a curated record. NCBI's taxonomy places the organism in Eukaryota, Fungi, Ascomycota, Sordariomycetes, Xylariales, Hypoxylaceae. Gene Ontology annotation, cellular component: mediator complex; nucleus. Gene Ontology annotation, biological process: positive regulation of transcription by RNA polymerase II. The coding region runs from base 242 to 1192 and encodes 316 amino acids. The transcript has 3 exons.